AUGACUGGUAAUGGUGGUAGUGGUGGUAGCAACGCUGUUGGUGAUAGUGACACCGCUGUUGGUGAUAGUGACACCGCUGUUGGUGAUAGUGAGAACGCUGCUGGCGAUAGUGACACCGUUGCUGGCGAUAGUGACAACGCUGCUGGCGAUAGUAACACCGCUGUUGGCGAUAGUGACACCGCUGUUGGUGAUAGUGACGCCGCUGUUGGCGAUAGUGACACCGCUGUUGGCGAUAGUGACACCGCUGUUGGUGAUAGUGACGCCGCUGUUGGCGAUAGUGACACCGCUGUUGGCGAUAGUGACACCGCUGUUGGUGAUAGUGACGCCGCUGUUGGCGAUAGUGACACCGCUGUUGGCGAUAGUGACACCGCUGUUGGCGAUAGUGACACCGUUGUUGGCGAUAGUGACACCGCUGUUGGCGAUAGUGACACCGCUGUUGGCGAUAGUGACACCGCUGUUGGUGAUAGUGACGCCGCUGUUGGCGAUAGUGACACCGCUGUUGGCGAUAGUGACACCGUUGCUGGCGAUAGUGACACCGCUGUUGGCGAUAGUGACACCGUUGCUGGCGAUAGUGACACCGCUGUUGGCGAUAGUGACACCGUUGCUGGCGAUAGUGACACCGCUGUUGGUGAUAGUGACACCGCUGUUGGCGAUAGUGACAGCGCAUAA
Molecule: messenger RNA, 669 nt
Organism: Procambarus clarkii (red swamp crayfish)
Lineage: Eukaryota; Metazoa; Arthropoda; Malacostraca; Decapoda; Cambaridae
Source: RefSeq, a predicted model, not a curated record